Uranotaenia lowii is the source of this 13387-nucleotide messenger RNA. It is a transcript of the gene CaMKII, whose product is annotated as calcium/calmodulin-dependent protein kinase type II alpha chain. NCBI's taxonomy places the organism in Eukaryota, Metazoa, Arthropoda, Insecta, Diptera, Culicidae. Gene Ontology annotation, molecular function: calmodulin binding; calcium/calmodulin-dependent protein kinase activity; ATP binding. Gene Ontology annotation, cellular component: cytoplasm; neuron projection. Bases 1626 to 3098 code for a protein of 490 amino acids. The record is from RefSeq and is a predicted model, not a curated record. Gene Ontology annotation, biological process: protein phosphorylation. The transcript is spliced from 3 exons.
AUGCUAUGAUGGUGCAUUUGAGGACAUACUCUCUCGAUCUACCUACUUUUGGACUUCCAUGAGAGACCGUUAGAGGUGGAAAAUGGCUUUCCACUGAUUUCCGUGAGUUCUCCAACGAGAGAGCGGGAAAUAGAGAGACAGAGAGAAGGAACGCUCCAACCAGAAGCAGGAAAACGUGAGAACCCACGGGAAAUGCAAGGAAAUUUGUGAAAAUUGUGUGCCGUGGUGGCGUCUCGUUGAGUGGCAGCCAAGUAUCAUCUCUAUCGCGGUUGUGAUAUCUCUCACAGUGCUGGCGAUAAAUUGUGUGCUUCUGCCCAAAAGCAAAUUUUCGAGCGAUUAGUGUGAAAAGUGUGCACGGGGAUAUAUUCUGGUAGUUUUUCCGAGUUUACAGUUGUGAAAAAGUGGUUUUCGAAAUUGAUAUCGGCUGCAAACUAGCCAGGCGUGGUUUGUAAAUCCGAUUGACAAACUGGUUUGGCCAGAAAUCUUUUCACAAGUGCGUAUGUGAGCUAGGCGAAAGCCGAGAAUUCCUGAAGUGUACGAAUUAACUUGUCAAGAGGGCAAAAAGGCGAAUAUCGUGUGGAAAACCAGAAACUGCUCAAGUAGCUGCGGAUCGAAAAGACCAAGGAUAACCGCUGCUGUCAUUAAAUUGACCUGCUUCUGCUCCUCCGGAAGCGCCCGGCGUGGGACCACUCUCGAAAGGGUGAGCUAGACAGAAAAAAAAACUGGUUCCGGGAGGCAGCGAAAUAUGAGUGCCAUGCAUUGUUGUUCCCGUCUUGCAUCAUCAUCAUCGUCGUCAUCUUCUUCGAAUUGGUUACCAUCGUUGUCACAGAUCACAGGCAAUUAAAUCAUCCCCCCUCAGCGCCCUAGCACUCGUUAGCUGGGUCUGUUUUGUGGAUAGUGUAACUCUACUAAUUGGAACGUUGAGGAACGGAGUUGAGACGCUCUGCUUUUCUGUAACGGGGUAACCCGUUGGAAGAAGAAGACCGAACAAGAAGAAGAAGAAGAAGAAACAGUAUUUUGCGAAUCUGGUAUAGUGUAUUUCUUGUGUGAACCGGUGCACCAGGAGGGUUGUUCAAAUACGUCGUUCUACGCUUUACGGUGUAACCGUAACAAAACACGUGCUUACCGGGGAUCGUGACUUUGGUUGAUUAGGCUUUCAGCUGCGACCAACCAGUGUCUCGGACUGGUCGGAUUGAAUAUAAGAAGAAGAAAAAAGAAGAAUAACUGAGCGAGACACCCUGUGAGCUUGUACGACAUCAUCUCACUCUCUCUGGACGAACCCGCGUCGUAACAUUAUUGAAGUGUGGAGGCGUGUUCCUUCGACGACGACGGCGACGCCGGGGACAGUAUUCUGUGUAUUGAGUGAAGUCGUCGUGUGUCCAGGGGGUUUGAAGAAAACGUGAUUAAUUGUCUUUUAGUUUGGUGUUUAGCGGAUCGUAACCGGGUGAAUUACGUGCCAUUGAGGAAUUACCGCAGCUGCUGGGUUCAGUGAAGUAAGCAGAUAAACGUAAAGAAAGCAAUCAGAAAAAAAACAAACCGUUUGGAAAAAGGGGGCAGAGAACCCACUUUUGUGUUUAGUGUUUUUUGAAAGUUCCGGCAAAAUUUUUGCCAACAUAGUUAACGAAAUGGCUGCACAGCCAGUGUGUACAAGAUUUUCAGACAAUUAUGAAAUAAAGGAAGAGUUGGGAAAGGGAGCAUUCUCGAUAGUGAAACGAUGCGUUCAAAAGUCAACUGGAUUUGAAUUUGCUGCCAAGAUAAUCAACACAAAGAAACUGACAUCGAGGGAUUUCCAGAAGCUGGAACGGGAAGCCAGGAUAUGCCGGAAGUUGCAGCACCCAAACAUUGUAAGAUUGCAUGACAGUAUUCAGGAGGAAAAUUACCACUAUCUGGUGUUCGAUCUGGUGACCGGUGGAGAGCUGUUCGAAGACAUUGUUGCACGUGAGUUUUAUUCAGAAGCAGAUGCAUCACAUUGUAUACAGCAGAUCUUGGAGUCUGUUAAUCACUGCCACCAUAAUGGUGUUGUACAUCGGGAUCUGAAGCCAGAGAAUUUGCUCCUAGCGAGCAAGGCCAAGGGUGCGGCUGUUAAACUGGCCGAUUUCGGUCUGGCUAUUGAGGUUCAGGGUGACCAGCAGGCUUGGUUCGGAUUCGCCGGUACGCCCGGCUAUCUAUCACCGGAAGUUCUGAAGAAGGAACCGUACGGUAAAGCCGUCGAUAUCUGGGCUUGUGGUGUCAUCCUGUACAUUCUGCUGGUCGGUUAUCCGCCAUUCUGGGAUGAAGAUCAACAUCGACUGUACGUUCAGAUCAAGGCUGGUACCUAUGAUUAUCCGUCCCCCGAAUGGGACACUGUAACGCCCGAGGCGAAGAACCUAAUCAACCAAAUGUUAACAGUUAACCCCUACAAACGAAUUACGGCCGCCGAGGCGCUCAAACAUCCCUGGAUCUGCCAACGGGAACGUGUUGCUUCCGUUGUGCACCGACAGGAGACCGUGGACUGCUUGAAGAAGUUCAACGCCCGACGCAAGCUCAAGGGUGCUAUCCUCACUACGAUGCUUGCUACCAGAAAUUUCUCCAGCAAGAGUAUAAUGGCCAAGAAGGGAGAUGGUUCGCAGGUCAAGGAAUCGACCGAUUCAUCGAGCACCACCGUCGAAGAUGAUGACUGCAAAGCCCGACGACAGGAAAUCAUCAAAAUCACCGAACAGCUCAUCGAGGCAAUCAACAAUGGUGACUUUGAGACGUACACCAAAAUCUGCGAUCCACAUCUAACCUCGUUCGAGCCGGAAGCUCUCGGCAAUCUCAUCGAAGGUAUGGACUUCCACAAGUUCAACUUUGAAAACGUACUGGGCAAGAGUAGUAAAGCUAUCAACACCACCAUCUUGAAUCCCCACGUUCACAUCUUCGGCGAAGAUACGGCUUGCAUAGCUUACGUACGGCUUACCCAGUACGUCGACAAGCAGGGGCAUCCUCACACUGUGCAAACGGAGGAGACACGGGUGUGGCAUAAGAAAGACAACAAGUGGCAGAACGUGCACUUCCAUGGCAGCCGAAAUGGCAGUUUCAGCAACACGGCAACGCAAUACGACUUUGUGAAUCACAAAUAAACUGGUACUUAUAACUGUUGAACACGACCCGGUGGUGGUUCUCCGGCUGUAAAAGAUAAAACUCUUGGAGCGAAAGGUAGUUAAAAUCUUUAAAAUAGAUUCAAAACUCUCGAAUACAACAGAUGCUGGUAUAUGGUGGUGAAUAAAAAGAAGAAAAAAAUCGCAUGCGGAGAGUUAAAAAUAGCGAAGAUUUUUUUUGUUUACUUUGUAAUUAAGAUAAUAUAAAACUAUGCUUGUUCGUUACAGAAAUAAUUAAAAUUAAAUAGUUUUAUGAUUCUAAUAUCACUGUAACCAAAAAAACCAAACGAAAUCAACAGAAACUAAUCAACAUCCGACAUAGGUUUGCCAAUGAUAACAAACGAUCAGGCUAGUGAAACUGUGUGCGGUAUUGUUUUAAUCGAAUCCUAUGAUUUCCCAAUCAGAAAACAAAAAAAAACUAACCGAUUUGAUGAAUGGUGCAUCCAAGAAAACCAAAAACAAAACCAGAGGCCAUAUUUUCCUAGAGAAUAGAAACAGUCGACAAUUUUAAAAGAAAACGCCAACUGACACAAGUUAAAACAAAACAUUCACUGAAACACUCAUAAAACGAACAUUACACCUAUAGAAAUCAAUGACACAAAUUGUCGGUGGAAAAUUGUUAAAUCAUUCGAAUGGUCACAAGCGGAGAAUCAAGCAACAAAUCGAAGCAAGAAAUUAUGCAAUUUUUUAUCCUUACUAUUUCAAAUCGUAUAGUAAUGCCAUCUAUUGUUGAUGAAGCGCCCGAGAGCGAGUUAAAAAAAAAACAGUUAAAAGAUACACCAAAAAGUUAUACAUUGACAGUUUUCGUAACAAUAUAUCUCUCUCCCAAGUUUUUCCAAGUAUAUAAAUUUCUCAAGUUUCUCUCUAUUAUUCAUGUUUUAUAAAAGAAGAUUAACAAACAAAAAAACAAAGAAAAGCAUAUUGAAGGUGGAUAAGAAUUGAAACAAAUACCAAUCAAAUAACAUCCCUCACGUUUACACUCACACAAUUCAUGCAUUCAUUCGUUACACACGUUUGUUCACCCACAACAUUUUUGAGAAACAAGAAAAAAUCGUUAGAAGAUGAUAAAAUCAAGUGGUACGCCAUACAUAGGAACGCGUGAAUAGAGUACUUAAAACCAUUCAAUAACAAAAAAAAAACCCUUUGAAUGCUCUCUAUAGAAAUCCAAACAAACAAAAAAAAAGCAAACGAACAAAACAACCAAUCACAACCAACCAAACCCACAAAAUUCUGUGUGAGAGUGAGAAAAUAUAAGACUUUACAUUUGAAAUCACAGAGAGAAACAAAUACAAAUAAAAGUAGGCAAACAUUCAACAACAUUAAAGCACUAGACGACGACGAAGACAGGACCCUUCUCGGUGGAAGAUACACAUAUAUCAAGAAAAACCCAAAAACUGAUCAAAGUAAGCUGUGAACACGGAAGGAACGAUCGACGAAGAAACGAGAGCUCGAGCCUAAUCUUAGAGAAGCUUACACCACUGACGACGACAGAAAGAGAAAAAACUAGCAAAAGCAAAUUGAGCAAACAGCAGCAUAAACCACCUAAAAAAAACAAACAACAACAAACAGAACCGAAAGCCGAAUAGUAAGACCUAUUUUCCAAAGUAAAGAUAGUAAACACCGCAUCUUACUCUAAACAACAAAAAAAACAUCGUCGCCAUAUUAGAUAGAAUCGUUUAUAUACAUACUUAAUGCAAAACAAGAAGAAAAAAGCAACUAUUUUACGCGCAUAUUUGUAAUAUAUGACACAACAACACUGUGGAACUACUGCUAACUGGGAGAACGGAGCGUUUUGUGGAUAACAAAGCAAGCAGUACAUGGACUCUCUUUCUCCGUACACAUGAGGACAAGGACAAGCGCGAGUUAAGUGUCGAAACGAACCAAGGUCAAGCGUAGUGUGGCGUUUAGUAGUUUAGCGAAUCCGAACAAAAAAAAAAGAAAAAAUAUUGAUAAUUGAUCCUACUAAAGUGGAAUGUGUAUAAGAAUGAAUUUUCUCUCUUUUGAAUGUUUAAACAAGAAAACAAAUCAACAAACAAACAACAACAACACGUUAAACGGAAUUUAGAGCGCACCGCCAGAUGGACGGUGUGGACGGUCCUUGCGGGACUUUACCGGAUGAUCUCUUUCUUUCUUAUCUAUCGAUAGACGAAGUACUACUUACUUUUGGUGUAGAGACGGAACAAAUACAGACAGAUUCCACACAAACACAGCUUAUCCCCAGCUUACCCACACACAUCGACAUUUUCUAUUGAGGACCGUGCAUGGUUCCGAAGUUCCUGAUUUGUUCUAUGUACUUAUGAAUAUGUUCAACGAAGUAACGUAAAAAAUUUCUCAAUACGAAGGUCGCGGUGAAAACGAGAAAGGUUUGAGUAACAUCCAGAUAUACUGAUUAGUAGAAUUCCGGUAACGUUUCUUUUGACUCACCAAAGUGAAUUAAAAGUCAUGUCAACCAUAGUCAGUAACUGAAGCACAUCAAUUAAAUCAAAGUCUACUUGGAUGGAAGAUCGCCAGUACAAGUAUAGGACAAGACAUCUCUCUGAUGUUGCUAGUUAAGUUGGCGUCGAAAAAUUCUGUCAGCGAAAUCCUCCCGCGAGGUCAACCAGAAUAACGAAACCAGAAAAAAGUGGUCGUCGUAGGAUAUAAUCGAAAACAGCUCAGUAGAAAAUAGACGCCGCCCACGCAGGAAUUUGUUGUGUUGUUUGCGUUUCUUCUUGUACUUUGUCUUUGAGUUGAGUAGCACUGAAUUGGUGGAAGCAGGGCGACAUUAAACCACCGUUCAUUAUUUUGUUUCGAGACCUUUCACCGCGAUUAGGGUCAGCAGCUCUCGGAAUCGUCCUAGAAGGCCACUGCGGCAACAAAUUGAACUGUCAUUGUGGCUUCUGUUUAGCAUGGUUAUCAAUGGCGAUGACAGUGUUAGGUUUUUUAAAAAAAAAAAAACUUGUCUCGAGGAUGUUGAAUUCUAACCAACUUGUUUCUUGAUCCAGUAUUAGGGUCUAGUAAAGUCCUUAUUCACCCACUCACUCGAAGUGACAAGAUGGCUAACAGUUUUACUACCAUAUUCCUACAAAUAAGAGCAUACUUAGUUCGGUUGGCAGUUUGAGGUUAGAUUAGAGUGACACACUCUGAUUAGAUGUUGUGGAGUGUGCCUCUUACCAAAACAACAAAUAGAGCCAGGGGUAUUAAAUUGAAUUUGUGUACUUUGGAUGAGCGAGCGUCUUUCUUCUGCCUGUCCUGUCACAAUGGGCACUAAUCGAAUAGAUAAGUUUGGUUUGGGUGAUGUCGUUCGUACCGAAAAGCAAGCCUGCCGGAAUUAGCCUGCGUUGUUGGUGGGAAUCUCAGCAUGUGGGCAAGUGUUAAGAUCCUGAUUAGUUUACCACCACCCUGUCACUGGUGGAUACCGGCUGAAGAUCCUUCUCUGCUUGCUGAUGAAGCAGAAAGGAAGGAAGAUGAAUCAGUGCGUGGUCAUGAUAACUGACAGCUUGGCCUACUUCGUUCGAGUUUCUGGUGCCAAGCUGUGGGCGCUGGGAGGAGCCAAUCAAGUGUCAAAUUCAGAUUGAACAUGAUAAAUAUUGACACAGCUGAAGCAUCGUUGUUGGCUGUCAUCAAAUGAGGCUCCACCCGAGAAGAAAGUAUCCAACAAUGUGGCAAAAUUGAACAAAUCAAAGUUUUAUUUUAAGAAAAUAAUCAACGGAAAAUUUAUUGAAGAAGAAAUAAACACAUUAAGUCGUCACCAGAGGUUUUUCAAAAAGUGUGGUGGUGGUGGGGGUAAUUCUUCUCAGAACAAAGUUUUCAAAGCUCGUAGAAAAUGAUGAACGUGCACGCGUCCAAAUGGAAAUGGGAAUCAAUCUUCCGGGGAAGCCAACCAGCCGGAACAAACCAAAUUAGUGGAUCGGGGUCGAGUUUUCAAGGGGUCGGGAAACACCACGGCUUGCGGAAUGUGGAAUCGAGGAAACUAUCCCCAAGAACAACAAUCGAAAGUGCAAAGGAAACACACUCGGGAGCGAGCAGAAAAUUCCGACAACGUGUGCCGGAUUACACGGAAGAAUGCGUGUGGGCUGAGAGCGACCACUGCUGAAAUUUCAUCGGUUCAAAGAUUCCAAGAAAUUCAUGGAUGAAUCAGCACCGGAAACAGCACAACAGUUCGAGAAAACGCCCGGUGUUAUCGGAGAUGGUGGAGCAGUGGUGCCGUUUCCACAAAUUACCGCCGCCAGCUCUAUUGGACCUCCAGGGAAGUCCCUCCGAUGAUGCGAAACGUUAUCCGGAGAACAGCUCCGAUUUAUUGUGCUUGUUGUGUUGUAACAUCGAACCGUAAAUAAUUUAUGGUUCUCGUCGAUUUACUGCUGCCGCCACCCACCGAUGGACACCGCCGUUUUUCCAAGAGCAGCUCACCGCAGUGACGACUUUAAGGCUGUUUAGAAUCACCAGUCGGAGUGUGAUAAACCGGGUGGACCUGGCCUCUCCACACGCACCCAGUAGCAGCUUCAGCCCCAUUGCAAACAUCAAAUGUCGUUUUUCUUCGGGGAAAUAUUUCCCACGUGAGUGCGUUACAGAUAGGACCGUGUCCGUUCGUGUACGGUCAGGAUUUCUGGUCCUUCCAUCGCUAGAGACGACGUACGAUAUGACAUCCAAUGGAUUGUUCAACCAAGAGCAAUGGCAUUUAAGUUUUGUAUUUAGCUAGCCAACCCGGGAAGGAGGGUCGGUCGCACAUAUGUUGGAAUCUGUUCCGACCGAUCAAACAUCCGGUCAGGAAUCCGACACGACAUGAGCAAACCGUGUGCAGUGUACACACAAACACGAUUUUUCCAUUAACUUCCAGCCUCCGGCAUCCACCACCAGGCGACUUCCGCGGACCAUCUUCUAGACUAGAGGGUUCAUAAGAUUAAAGACCUUCCAGGACCGAUCUCUCUCCUCGAGGGUGAUUCCGGUGGCUAUCAGAACGGACAAAGUCUAACACCCUCAGAGCUUCCAGGGAAAGCUGGGAAUCGCUGUUAUUGUUGUGUUUUCUUCCUAGAGAGCACGCUUGGCAUGUGCGGCUUGCUUCCGGAAAAAUGUGGCAACAACAGAAAACACCUAUUCGCUCGCUUGAUAUUGAGACCCAUUGUUCGUCGGGCAGUUAGUUUGGAUUAGCGUUCGUUCGGUGUUCAAAAUUAAUUUCUCAGGCGCUGUCAGCGUGAUUAAUUUUACGAGUAGAAGUUUCGCCAUAUUGAAAACAUGAUUAACAGAAGAGAAAGGAUCAAGUGACUAAGGCUAUAUGCCUAUUGCUCCUCCUGUUUGAGAUGCCGAAAAAGACUAAGGCAAACUUUUCUCCAAUAAAACACACUGACAUUUUAAGUCAACUUCCCGAGGCACAUCAUUUCUAAUAACGCUAAUGGACCCAGGCUGCAAAACUUUCGGACCCGAUUCGAUGAGUUCACUAACUUAUGUCGACAACAUCAGAGCCGAAAAGCCGAAAUCUGCCGCAGUCCUCCAACAACGGAAAAAAGAGAAAAUUAAUUACUUUUUUCCUUCGCUGAAAGAAGAAACCCCUUUUGCCAAAUGGGUGCGAGUUUCUCUUGAAUUCAAUACAGGCGGAAAAACGAGCAGUUAAUAAAGGUUUUUCCUUGUUGCUCUCACCCCCGUGCCAUUAUUAUAUCGGAGGAGAUGAUUGAUUUUUCAAGGGUUUCAUUAGACCAAGGGUAAAAUGAGAAUAAGGCAAACACACAUAUUUCGGGAAAGGAGAUUCGUUAACCGAAUUUCCCAGCUCGCUUGGCCCUGUCAUAAUCCGAAAAACGUGGAAUAUUUGACCCUGCGCUAGGGAAAGGUUCCGGAGAUCCGAGCUUGCUAUUAUCACCGGGUCUCCGUAGCUUUUGCAACAAGUUAAAAAUUAUUAGGAUUUUUAAACCCCGCGCAUGCUGCUCAGGAGGAAACGACCUCAAGGUCAUUGUUUCAAGUGCCUGUGGGCGAAAGAGUGCUGCCAAUCUGUGACAUAGCUAAUCGUUGCAAACGACAGGCCCCCAUAGAGUAAAAUAAUGAGAAAACUUUCGAACGCGUUCGUCUUCUGACGGAGUCUUCGACGAUUGAAACUUUCCCUUUUCCUGUACGAUUUGGUAUGUUUAACUUAUUUUGCAUAAUUUAAAAAUUAUCACAAUUAUCAGAUUUAAAUUUAUUUCGUAUUGUCUAAAAUAACAACAUUAGACUGCAUUUUUAUUUAAAAGCAUUUUUUUUUUGAAGUUUUUAGUGAUAAUCAUUUAUUUCAGCUUUUGAAAGUCACCUUCAGUGUAGACUCAGCAUACUUCAGAAACGAAAACACAUUCUCUUCGAUUAACAUAAAAUACCACCAUUCGAAAACACAAUGAGGCAAGCAAUAUCAGUAAAUACAUGCAAACUUUUACGGCCACCGAUGCAAUAAACGAAGCAUAAUCAAUAACAAUCAAUAUGUAUCAGUAUAGAAUGUGCCAAACAAAUCAACAACAAACACACCCGAAUGAAUGCAAAACAGCGAGGCAAAUGUUUACGAUGCCCUCCUAGUGUUUGGUUUUUUCCCUUCUAAUAAACAAUAGCUACCUAUAUAACAGGAAAUUGGUCGAAGAUUCUUUUAUCCGGAAAUAAUAGCCAGAGUGCGAAAAUGCGACGAUGGAAAUCAUAAAAAAGGAAUGUUUUGAGUUACUUACCUAUAGCCAAUCACUGUUAAAUUUAAGCUGCCGCCCUACGUUCAAAUUCCAUAAAAAUACACAAACACAAUCAUACCAAAACAGACCCAAACACACGCAAGUCAAUAAAAAAAAAUACACGUAGGAAAAUAUCGCACUGCACGUGCUGUGUGCGUUGCUUGAAUUCCGAAACAAUUCUAAGAAUUUCUGAAGGAUGGAGAAAUGUCGUUAGGCGAUAUGGUAAAUCGAUUUUCGUUCCGGGUCCCGUUUGGGAUCAUUAGUUACGUGUUUUGAAAUAGGUUGAUAAAUAGGUAGGUUUGUAGAAGAGUUCGCCGGAAAACUCAUCGACACCAAGACGACGCCAUAUGUCCACACUGAGCCAAUUGAGCUGAUAGCUUUCGAUUGAUGGCGCUCCGAAUCCGAAUAUUUAAAAGAAACAAACAUAGAAAAUGCAGCACUAAACUUUCCAACCUUUUGCACGUUCAAAUGCCCCCUUUUCAAACCUAUAGACAACACGUUAAAAAUUGAAUAACAUUUUUUUCGGGUAACGUAUGGAAUUAAGUGACAAGAACAAAUCCCUCCCUUUAUCGAACAAAAUCAAAACAAACAAGCCCUGACAAAUGAUAUGUAUUGCUUGCCAUCUCGAAUCCAAACUUUAAAGCAAAGUUAAAAUAACACACAACAAACUGCAAAUCUAAAGAAACUAGACAAACAAACGAGAAAUAAUCAUACUGUGGAAGUCUCUUCGCAAAACGAAUAGUUAUAGUAGCGUGGUAUACAUAUGUAUAUUUUUUCGAAUGUUCGUUUAUGAUCACUCAAACACACUUGUUAUUACAUGCAGUUUUGAAUUGUGUAACAAACAAUGCGGUUCUAGGAAUCAUACAAAACAAAAGUAGAAAACUUUUGCCCUACCCUAAACUUACCAGAGCUUAGCACACAUCCCCCCCCCCCCCCCCCCCCCCAUCUUUACGAUCCAAUCAGUUCAAUUUUAAACGAGGUAUUCGCAUUCGAAACCAACGGAGGAAUGUCACCAAAUCUGCAAGAGCACGCCGAGUGAAGCUUUUGUUGAAUCUUUUAACGAAAAGUUUAAUUGAGAGUCGUACAAGGAGAAAGAAUCUAAACAUCUCUCUUUUUUUAGGUAAUUCUCAAGCCGGUCAAUUGGAAACAUUCACUUUCAGGAUUAACUUCAAUCGAUCGAGAAGCAUUUCGAAAGUCUGUCGAUCGUCAAGUUUCAGAAAUCCCUUUCGGUUCAGAAGCUUACUUGAGACAUAGUUCAUUAUUUCACGAAUUAAAAAAGCUAACUGAGCUUAAUUUGGAAAGGAGAUUUCUCUAAAUUUCAUGAAAAACCGCUCUGGCUCGUUCAAACAGCUCUGGCUCUGAGCUUUUUCGUCUUCGCAAGGUACAGUUCCACCAAUGUUGUCAGUCUGGAGCAAUCCGCGUCUGACAUUUACUUCAAACUCUAAUAAUCCAUUUUUGAACAUGGAUGUGAUUAUCGCUUAAUUUUGCAAUUUGGCUGUUAUGAUCCAAAUGAAGUACUAGCCUUCUUCAAUGUUUCCACGUACCUGAACCACCAUCAACUUCUCUUGAAAGUUGUUUGAUCUUCACUCGGAAGCUUCAAUUUCGAAAACCGGAACCUCCAUUAAACUGCAAAAUUCACUGACCCGUUUUUAGGACUUGUAAAGUCAUUAAAAAAAAUGGUCUUCUCUCAAAGAAGAUUGUCAGGAGAGGGGUAAAAAUAUUUGACAAUAUUUGAACAUGUCAUUUCGUUACGAUUGCUUUCGAAGGCUCCUUGGAUAGCUUUUGAAUUUGCGCAGUUCAAUACUUUAUGCAACUACAAUGCAAUAUUUUCUGAAGAGCAAGUUCACUGGUGUUGGGAAAAAGUGGUAGAAAUUUACAGCACUGUUUCUAUUUCAGCCGUAUGUGAUAGAAAUAUGGCUAUUUUUGCAUCACAGCAGGCGAAACUACAACACGUGUUGUUAAAAAACUUGAAGGCCACAGAUCUUGAAAAUGUUUUUGCAUGCAAAAUUUUCAAAAUGUGCUUAAAGUGACAAAAUUUCUACCACUUUUUUCCCAACACCAUUGAACUUGCUCUAACACCUACAAAAAAUAGUAUGUAAACACCACUCUAAAAAGUCAGUUUUCAAAUCAAAUCGAUUCAUUGUGCCAGAAUCUCUCCAACAGUAUCGAAACUCUCAAUUACUUUUUUAUUGAUUUCGAAAGCGUCACACGGCAGAUUCACGGGAAACAAACUGGUAUUGUUGAAUCCCUUUUGAUCGCCUGUCAGCCCACUACAGAAAAGAUUGAAGGAAUUAGGGCCGUGGAUCGAAACUAUUUAGACCCUAGAGAAAAAUGAUCGGUUGCUUAAACAAUUUUGAAACCCGAAUAAAACCAAAGGGGCUGUUCAGUUAUCCUUUCUCCACAGUGUGGUAUCCCUCCUUCCGUACAGACAAAGAUAGCAAUGGUGCCACUGACACAAACCAAAGUCGAAAACCGGAAAACAGCCGGCUUCGUCAGCAACUCUCGAGAUUGGAAUUAUUGAUCCUUUAUAUAAAGUUUGUGAAUUAACAGCUAUGAGAAUACACGAAAUCGUUGAAAAUUAACUGAAGGAUAAACACAAAUUAAAUCUAGCAUUUUUUUUAAUUUUUAAACGUGACCAUAUAUAAACAAGUAACAUCACUAAAAAAAAUGAAAUAUUUAUAUGUAAAAGUGCGUGCAUUUGUAUUUGUAUUUUGUCUCUUUGAAAGAAAUACUUAAAAUAUAUUAGAAGAAAAAAAAUUAACAUCUCACAGAAAAUCGAGAAAACAGCAGUAGGAAUCCAACUCUUUGAAAAGAAGAAAAAAAUGUAUGAGUGAACCCUGAAAAGAGCAGACAGUUUCGAGUUAAGAAUUGGUGAACGAAGGAAACAGCGAUGAUGGUGAUUACUACUAGAAAAAAAACUAAACCUACUAUAGAUAAUAAUAAUUCACAACUACAGCUGCAGAAACAAAAAAAACCGAAAAAAUUACACCUACGCAAAUGCAAUGAAAAACAAAGCUAUCUCUCUCUCUCUAUCAUCAUAGCCAUAUUGAACGAAAAAAAAAAACAUUCACAUACAUACACGCAUACAUGUUUAAGAAGAAAUAGAAGUGAAAGUCGAUUAAAAGAAGCAACUGUAAGCAGAUAAAACGCGAAAAUAGCACCCCUAACAAUACACAGCCAGCCGAAAGAACGAAAGAAAAUAAACAACAAAAAUCCAUAGAAAAACCAAAACGAACGCUGACGAACAAUAGACGCAAAAUAGAUAAACAAUGAAAUUAAAGAUAAAACAACAAAAAACACAAAACUAAAUCAGCUGGGACGAAUUCAUCACCAAGUAGACAACCUUACAUCACUGUUCAGCAAAGAACGAAAAAAAAAACUCGGCGUAGCGUCAUGUCUCGGCAUCAGGUGUGUGUGAGAGACAAACUCUCACAGCAGCAUAACAAUGCAAUUGGGGGUACGCGAAAGGCAACUGUCCAAGAAACAGCGAUAGUGACAGCGAGGAGAAUUAAAAUUGAGAAGAAACAACACACUCACACACCCAUAAACACACACACACAUAAUAUUAAAUUUAAUAUUAAAUUAUAUAUGAACAUGCAAGUAAAAACAAAAGAAGAAAAAAAA